AUGUCCCCUACGUGGGCUUCUGAACACCUCCUACGCGAAAGUACACCUACGCUUUUGGACGACACUGGCAGCUCCUUUUCACGCGAAAGCUCUCCACCCGCUACAUCUAUCUCCGCACUCAGCCGUGCACCAUCUAUAUAUCUUGGUGACGACUCCAAGCAUAUCUCCAUCGGCGACCGCACGAGAGUCGGGGGUGUUGAGCCAGAUGCGGUGGACCCGUCGCUAGAACAUGUCUCCCGACCAUUGAAAUGGAAGCGAUGUGCGGACAUAAGCACUGAUGACGUCCGCGCAAAGAGAGCGCGGACGUCUGGCACUUCGAGCGACGAAAGCAUAGCUGACGACAGCGCCUCAUUGGGUCUUGGGCAUAUACUCGUCCGUGAGUGUACGAGUAUCAGGGUUGCCGAACUAGACGACGUUCACGCGUUCUCCCCCCAUAUUGACCUUCACGCGCCGCUUGCGGCCAUCGCUCGCCCCCCAAAGCGAAGACGAUGCGCAAACACGUCGCGCGACGAGGUCCGUGCUACAAGAAGGCGAUUGUCUGACAGUCCGAGCAAUGUGUCGAAGAUCAAGGAUAGCGUUCCUUUCGGACCUCACCCGAAGUGCAUGAUCACCAGCUGCGUAUCUGCUGAUGUAGAGGGGUGCUAUAUCUAG
This is a messenger RNA of Postia placenta MAD-698-R-SB12, 651 nucleotides long. RefSeq lists its product as hypothetical. The record is from RefSeq and is a predicted model, not a curated record. The coding region runs from base 1 to 651 and encodes 216 amino acids. The transcript has a single exon. Lineage: Eukaryota; Fungi; Basidiomycota; Agaricomycetes; Polyporales; Adustoporiaceae.